GCUUUGGCUCGAACUUAUAGUUCUGGUAAAAGUCGGAGACUCGGAGGGGAAGUACAUAGCCGGCGAAGCCAGCGGCUCUCUUUCUCUCAGGUAGUGAUGAUCUGAAGAUCUGCCGAUUAGAGUUCUUGAAACCCUAAUCAUGUUGACGGAAGCAGACGAAGAAGCUCCUCCACUGACAGAGCCUCUUCUCAAUAACCACUUACAGUUUCAGCUUCGUCGAUCGGCUUCCAACACUACUUCGCAGGUUGCUAUAGUUGGCUCUAACGUGUGCCCCAUCGAGAGUUUAGACUACGAGAUAAUUGAGAAUGACUUCUUCAAGCAGGAUUGGAGAAGUCGCGGUAAGAUCCAGAUUUUUCAGUAUAUAUUUAUGAAAUGGUCGUUGUGUUUCCUCAUUGGCCUUUUUGCGGGACUCGUCGGAUUCCUUAUCAACCUCGCCGUCGAGAACAUUGCCGGAAUAAAAUUUGUCAUCACGUCAAAUAUGAUGUUGGAGAAGAGGUACGCGACGGCUUUUGGUGUUUUUGCUGCUUCAAAUUUUGUUCUUAUCCUGUUUUCAUCAGUUAUAACGACGUUUAUAGCGCCUGCGGCAGCUGGGUCGGGUAUUCCAGAAGUUAAGGCUUAUCUCAACGGAGUGGACGCCCCGGGGAUCUUUUCUCCUUGGACUUUGGUUGUCAAAGUUGUUGGUAGCAUUAUAGCUGUAUCGUCAUCCCUAAACAUAGGCAAGGCAGGGCCAUUGGUGCAUACUGGUGCUUGUAUUGCAUCAUUGCUAGGACAGGGUGGUUCCAAGAAGUAUGGUAUAACAUGGAGAUGGAUACGCUUCUUCAAGAAUGACAGAGAUAGGCGUGAUCUUGUAACCUGUGGAUCAGCUGCUGGAAUUGCUGCUGCUUUCCGUGCACCUGUUGGGGGAGUUCUAUUCGCUCUUGAGGAAAUGGCAUCAUGGUGGAGAAGUGCCCUUCUCUGGAGAGCAUUCUUCACAGCAGCGGUGGUUGCCAUUGUGCUCCGGAGUCUGAUUGAUGUUUGUAACAGUGGAAAGUGUGGCUUAUUUGGAAAAGGGGGACUAAUAAUGUUUGAUGUCACCUCAGAAAAUGUUACAUAUCACCUUGUUGAUGUACCACCUGUACUUGUUCUUGGAAUUAUUGGGGGUAUAUUGGGAAGCAUUUACAAUUUUCUUCUGGAGAGGGUUCUCCGAGUUUAUAAUCUCAUAAACGAGAAAGGAUAUGCUUAUAAAAUACUUCUUGCUUGCUCAAUCUCCAUAUUUACAUCAUGCUGUUUAUUUGGAUUACCAUGGCUUGCACCUUGCCGACCUUGCCCAACUGAUGCAAUCGAAGCUUGCCCUACAAUAGGGAGGUCUGGUAACUACAAGAAGUUUCAGUGUCCCCCUGGUCAUUACAAUGAUCUUGCCAGCCUAUUCUUCAAUACAAAUGAUGAUGCAAUCAGAAACCUUUUCAGCAAGGGCACUGAUACUGAGUUUCACCACAUAUCAAUACUCAUCUUCUUUGUCACCUGCUACAUUCUUAGCAUCUUCAGUUACGGGGUUGUAGCUCCAGCGGGUUUGUUUGUGCCUCUUAUUGUGACAGGGGCAGGUUAUGGACGCUUUAUUGGAAUGCUGAUGGGUUCUCAGUCAAAUCUCAACCAUGGUCUCUUUGCUGUCUUAGGAGCUGCUUCCCUGUUGGGUGGAUCUAUGAGGAUGACUGUGUCCUUGUGUGUUAUUCUCUUGGAGCUGACCAACAAUCUUCUGUUGCUUCCAAUGAUAAUGCUGGUCCUUCUUGUAUCCAAGACUGUUGCUGACACCUUUAAUGGAAAUAUUUAUGACAUUAUUAUGAAAUUGAAGGGUUUUCCUUAUCUAGAAGCUCAUGCAGAGCCAUACAUGAGACAGUUGACAGUUGGUGAUGUUGUAACAGGGCCUCUUCAGUGCUUUAAUGGCAUAGAGAAGGUCCGUAAUAUAGUGCAUGUACUCAAAACUACAAGGCAUCAUGGGUUCCCAGUGAUUGAUGAGCCACCAUUUUCAGAUUGCCCUGUGUUGUCUGGUCUAGUCCUCCGGGCCCACCUUAUUGUGCUGCUGAAGAAGAAAGUAUUCCUGCCUACUCCAGUGCUUACAGGCACUGAUAUCACAAAGAGGUUCUCUGCCAACGAUUUUGCUAAGCGUGGUUCGGGUAAUAAUGACCAUAUAGAAGAUAUAGAAGUGACCGAGGAAGAAAUGGAUAUGUAUAUAGAUUUGCAUCCCUUUACAAAUGCUUCACCAUAUACUGUUGUGGAGACGAUGUCACUAGCAAAGGCUCUCAUACUUUUCCGAGAGGUUGGUUUAAGGCACCUCUUGGUGGUUCCCAAGACUUCUAACAGAUCAUCUGUGGUGGGUGUGUUGACAAGGCAUGAUUUUAUGCCCGAGCAUAUAUUGGGAUUGCAUCCUUUCCUGAUAAGGAGCAGGUGGAAGAAGUUAAGACUUAGGCCGGCCAGUUUAACUAAGCUGUUUUAGAUGUUCCAAUUGAAUAUCAUGGCUCAUGCCAGUAUCUGUAAAAAUGCUGUUGUUUUGCUUCAACAUCAUUGUUUUGAUUCCAAUUUUCAUGUUCUCCGUACUUCAUAUGAAGGUCAGGCUUGUGUUAUCUAGCUGACUGUAUCAUAUGAAAAAUAAUUUAUUUGUGCUACAAAAUUGAUUUAGUUCAUAGAUUAAAUAA
This is a messenger RNA of Nelumbo nucifera (sacred lotus), 2669 nucleotides long. RefSeq names its product Voltage-gated chloride channel family protein. NCBI's taxonomy places the organism in Eukaryota, Viridiplantae, Streptophyta, Magnoliopsida, Proteales, Nelumbonaceae. Gene Ontology annotation, biological process: transmembrane transport; chloride transport. The record is from RefSeq and is a predicted model, not a curated record. Gene Ontology annotation, molecular function: voltage-gated chloride channel activity. Gene Ontology annotation, cellular component: plant-type vacuole membrane; intracellular membrane-bounded organelle.